This is a messenger RNA of Oikopleura dioica, 7272 nucleotides long. Lineage: Eukaryota; Metazoa; Chordata; Appendicularia; Copelata; Oikopleuridae. The record is from the annotation of a GenBank genome assembly.
AUGAAGACUCAUACUUUUUUAUUUUAUGUGCUUAUAGCAAAUUCACUAAUAUUGGCGCAAAAACCGAAAAAAGCGAAGAAGGAAGUAAAUGAAAGACUUCUUCGAAAAUGGGCGAAAGCAAAGGCUGCUCGCCAAGCUACAGGAGCUUCAACUACAGCUACAACGAUGUCGGACUCUAGUUCAACGGAAAACAAUCAAACGAGUACAGCCGCAGCAUCAACAACAGCAACAACGACAUCGACAAUGACGACAAGAAUAACAACUGAAAGAGCUCAAACAACAAUAAAACCAACGACAACAGAAAGAGCAUCAACGACAUCAUACCAAAGAGUUGUCAGAAAAUCGACCGCAGCGGCUCAAACAUUGAAUGGUAUAAUAAUGUCCCGAUUCAACAACCCCAUCGCCAAAUAUCUCCAAAAGCACCUUCGUCAAACCGGCACUGUGACCCCUCAAACCACCCUAAGUCCUCCCAAAACACAAAUUUUAACAGCUGAGUACGACGGAUUCCCACCCGUCUUUCUCAAAUCCUCUUCAACCCCUAGUUUUCAUUCCGUUGACAUUUCCUCGCUCGACAUGAGCGCCUAUCCACCUCAGAAAGUCCUCUUUUCCGAGAAAAACUCGACCAACAAAUUCGAAAUCAAGCUUUGGGAUACCAUUCCUUUCAAUACGGAACGCGAAGUCCCAGAUGAUGGAUUGGUUUGCUACGCUUGCCAGAAUGCCCUAACUCAUGAAGAAUGCAAUGUGAAUAAGAUCAAAUGUAACACAAGCCAAAAGGCUUCAUGCAUGAUUGAGAUUCGAAGUGGUGGCCCUGGACAACCCGAUUUGAUCAGCAAAGGAUGCAAACAGGUGGUCGCAUGCAUCAAUAAUAACAAGAAUCCAAACAGCCACAAUUGCUGCUGUGAGGGACGGACAAACGAAUGCAAUCGUAACGGCACGACAUGCGCCAAUUCCAAUCUCAGUCCGAUCACGCUGAAAAAUGGCCGAACAGUGACCCCAAGGUUCAAAUCUUUUGCGUCGAAGACCGCGGCGAAGUGGGGUCCUUGGUUAAAUUGGUCAGGAUGUUCUCAAUUGUGCGGGGGAGGAAUCAGAAGACGGCGACGAAUGGGUUACGGCCCUGGUGCAAACUUCGAAGAAGAAGUAUGUAACGACACACCAUGCAAAGAUGGCGAGGACCCUCACGAUAUCAUGGCAUCCCUGCAAAACAAAGUCCUUAACUUUUUACGUUCCGACGCUGGCGGCAGAAAUGUCCGACAAUGGGAAACAUGGGAAAGUUGGGGUCCAUGUGGCACAAAAUGUGGCCGAGCAUUCCGAGAACGAACCCGGACUUGCCCAGAAGAAGACGCCUGUCCCGGAAGCGACUCACAGCGGGUCGCUUGUACUGCCAUCUGGGGAUGCAACAAUAACAAUAGAAUAAGCAAACUCAAAGAGCUCCAAUCUCAAUUUUCUCCUUGGACGUCGUGGCUUCCAUGCUCGAAAUCAUGCGGAAUCGGAACCGAAACGCGAACAAGAACAUGCAUUGCUGCGAGAUGCAAUGGAUUCUUGGAGCAAACGCGAAAUUGUAACUCACAACCUUGUCAAGGCCCUCAAGUCCAUCUUAAAACCGUCGCGGGAGAGUGGAGCACAUGGAAUGCCUGGAGCGAAUGCUCUGUUUCCUGCAAUGGCGGUAGCCACACUCGAACACGAAAAUGCAUAGGCGGUGAGUGCGUGGGAGAGUCGACCGAAGAAUUGCCUUGUGGAGAAGAGCCGUGUGCUCGAUGGAGCGAGUGGUCAAGUUGGACAGAUUGCUCAAAAGACUGCGAUGGAGGAUUUACUAAAAGAGAACGUCUGUGUUCAGGAGAAGGUAGCUGCGAAGGAACAGAUUCUUGUGGCUCUGGUGGAAGUUCAUCGCGCAAAAGAUCGUGUUCUUCCGGAGAAGAAGAUGACUGCACUGGUAGUUUUUCGGAAACAAAGAAUUGUAACCUCGGUCCAUGCGCUCAUUACUCGCCGUGGUCCGUUUGGUCUGAGUGCGACUCCCUUUGCGGUGGUGGAAUCACGAAGCAGGCUCGAACGUGUGUCGGCAUUGGCGCGUGUGAAGGACCUGAUAUAAAAGAGCAAAGUUGUAAUGAAGAUCCUUGCUUGGGCUGGGCCAGUUGGUCUAGUUGGACGAGUUGCUCGGAGCCAUGCGGUGUGGAAGGAACAAGAGAUAGGCAAAGAGAAUGUGAAGGAUUACCGGAGCUCUGUAAAGGAGAAUCAUCGGAAAACGAAAGCUGCUUUGUCGGCACUUGUGCUGAAUGGUCAGACUGGCUCGAUUGGGGCUCAUGUUCUUCACUUUGCGACGGCGGUAAAAGAGAACGGUCUCGCAUCUGCACUGGUAUCGGGGAGUGCGAAGGAAGCGCAACCAACACUGACGACUGCAACAUUGAACGCUGCGCAAUUUGGUCAGAGUGGAGCGAUUACGGACCUUGCUCAACUACGUGCGGCAUCGGAGAACGAGUUCGGGAGCGUUCAUGUGAUGGAAUCGGUAGCUGCUCUGGCAAUGAUACUCAAAUCAGUGACUGCUCUUACGGCGAGUGUGCUGACUGGUCGGAAUGGGCCGCUUGGACAGAAUGUUCAAAAUCAUGUGGAGAUGGACUCAAGUCUCGAUCGAGAGAUUGUUUUGGUCUCGGAGAUUGCAAAGGCAAUAAUCAGGAUACAGAAGUGUGCAAUAUGGGACGAUGUGCAUUUUGGGCUGAUUGGCAAGAGUGGGGACAAUGUUCUCAAGAAUGUGACAUAGGAAAACGAGCAAGAAUCAGAUCAUGUGACGGAAUCGGCGAGUGCCAUGGAGAAGCAUCCGAAAAUGAAAACUGCAAUACUGGUCCAUGCGCAUAUUGGGACCAUUGGGGCUCUUGGAGUGCUUGUAGUGCGUCUUGUGGAGACGGUCUUCGGCAACGAAAGAGAGACUGCUUAGGCGUUGGAGAAUGUGAAGGAUCUACGUCUGACUUGGAGGCUUGUGACAUUGGCGCGUGCGCAGAUUGGGCGGAAUGGAACACGUGGGGAAGAUGUUCAGCUUCCUGCGGUGGUGGACAAAGAGUGCGGGAAAGAAAUUGUAUUGGACUUGGAGAAUGCAAGACUGGAGAUCAACGACAACAAGGAAUUUGCUCAAUUCAGUCAUGCGAAGUUUAUGGGUUGUGGGCUGAAUGGAGUGCUUGCAGCGCGUCAUGUUCGACUCCGGACACCUUUGCCACACAGUCUCGCUUACGUCCAUGUCUAGUGGAAGAUAAGUGUCUUCCACAAGAACUUCUGGAAUCGCAAAAGUGUCCAGGGAGUCCUCCUUGUCCCACCUGGUCGAUUUGGUCUGACUGGUCUCAGUGCUCAGAAACAUGCGGAAUCGGACAGCGCAGCAAGGCCCGGGAGUGUCUCUAUGGCGACGAUUGUGAAGGAGAUAUCGCUGAGUCGGAAUCGUGCUCGGACGGAGACUGUCCUACUUGGACAGAUUGGCUAGAAUGGAGUGCCUGCUCAGAAACUUGCGGCGAAGGCUCGAGAUUCAGGAAUAGAAUCUGUCAAUUUGGACACGAAGAAGACUGUGACGGAAACUCUGUAGGAUCAGAAUCUUGCAACGUCAGAGAAUGUCCUAUAUGGUCAGACUGGGAAACAUGGACAAAAUGCUCAAAAUCUUGUGGUAAGGGACAAAAGCUUCGGCAGCGAGUUUGCAUAAAUGGAGAAGCCGGAGAAGAUUGCCUCGGAUCAGGUUUCGAAGAACUUGAGUGCAGUACUGAAAAAUGUCCUUUCUGGGUUGACUGGAUGCCGUGGUCUGAAUGUUCGAGCUCUUGCGGAACAGGAAUCAAAGCGAGAAAACGCCGCUGCCGUGGUGGUCGCCCGGAAGAGUGUGGAGGAAAUAAUGACGAAGAGAUUCCAUGUAACACGAGAAAAUGCCCUGAAUGGACGACAUGGGAGGAGUGGAAUAGUUGCAGUGCAUCAUGUGGUGGUGGAAAUCGACAACGAAGGAGAAAAUGUCAGUUUGGAGCUGACUGUGAAGGUUCUGCCAUGGAAACUGAAGCUUGUAAUCCAGAUCAGUGCCCAUAUUUCGAAGAAUGGUCAGAAUGGACGAAAUGUUCUGCUUCCUGCGGGUCAGGGAACAGGUCUCGCUCGAGAGAUUGUGUGGGAGAACUUUGCAGCGGAGAAAAAGAACAAACAGAAAAAUGCAUGGAAACCAAAUGCCCAUCUUGGUCGACUUGGCUUGAUUGGUCGAACUGCGGUGCUAGCUGCGGAAAUUCUACUCAAACAAGAGAGCGUAACUGCUUGUAUUCAACCUCUUCGAAAUCAUGCGAAGGAACAUCAUCCGAGUCUCAAGACUGCAUUAUCGCUCCUUGUCCUUAUUGGGCCAAAUGGGCAGAAUGGACCCCUUGCACCGUUUCCUGCGGAGGCGGAAGGCGUCGUCAAUCCCGCGGAUGCAUGCACGGUCCUGGAUGUGAAGGAGGUUCUAGUAACGCUUUCAAAAUUGAGCUUUGCAACACAGACUCUUGUUCGAACUGGUCAGAAUGGUCAGAGUUUGAUUCUUGCUCUGCUUCAUGUGGUGGUGGAAUUCAGAAACGCUACCGAUCCUGCGAGGGUGGCGAUGAUUGUGAGGGAAAAUCAAUGGAGACCAACUCUUGCAACCAAGUUCCUUGUCCGAAAUGGUCUGAAUAUUCUGAUUGGUCUCCUUGCUCGUCUUCUUGCGGCGAAGGAAUAAAGUCUAAGAAAAGAUCGUGUGAAAACGGCGAUGAUUGUGAAGGCGAAAGCACAAUAAGCGCCGACUGUAAUCUUGGCCCGUGUGGGCAAUGGUCGGAGUAUGGAAGUUUUGGUGAGUGCUCGAAAUCAUGCGGCGGAGGGCUGAAAUCAAAGACAAGAACUUGCAUCGGCGGUGAUGACUGCGAAGGAAAAAGUGAAAUAACAGAAAAAUGCAAUAGAAACGCUUGCCCGUUUUGGUCAGACUGGAGCGAACCGAGUCCCUGUAGUGCUACAUGUGGUGGCGGAGAGAGCACGCGUAAACGAUGGUGCAAAAAUGGACUAACAAAGGCUGACUGCAACGGUCCGAGCGAAGAAAUCACAAAUUGUGGGACAAACGCCUGUCCAACCUGGGGAGAUUGGUCAGCGCCUGGUGAGUGCUCAGUCACUUGUGGUGGAGGAUUUGCUUCACAGUCACGUCAAUGUAAUGGCGGUAUCGCCGGAGUAGACUGCAUCGGCGAAUUGUCAAACGUCGUUAAUUGCGCGGAUAUACCGUGUCCGACAUGGUCUAAUUGGGGAGACUUUGGCUCAUGUUCAUCUUCAUGCGGCGGCGGUAUGCGCUCAAGAUCACGUACCUGUGAAAACGAAACAUCCACUGGCAAGUGCACGACUGGAGAAGCAACAGAGGAGAGCGACUGCAAUACAAGUCCGUGUCCUAGAGUAGGAGAAUGGUCGGAUUGGUCAGAAUGCUCGGCAACUUGUGGCGGUGGCGAGCAAAAUCGAGCUCGGUCAUGCAUGUUCGGUAGUAGCUGUACUGGAGACAAGUUAGAAACGCGAAAAUGCAACAAAAACCGCUGCCCAGAAUGGUCUGAAUGGGCUGGUUUUGGAAUUUGCUCUGCGACAUGCGGCGGCGGAAAAACUUUCCGCUCACGAAGUUGCCAGUUUGGAGAUACUUGUCCUGGAAAGAGUUCUGAGACUGUAUCUUGCGCAGACGAUCCUUGCCCUUCCUGGAGCGAGUGGUCUGACUAUUCUGAGUGUUCGGUGUCAUGUGGUGCGGGCGAACAGCAAAGAUCAAGAUCAUGUCAGAAUGGAUACUCCUGUAUGGGAUCAGCAAACGAUUCUAGAGAGUGCAAGCGAGGUCCAUGUCCUGAAUGGGAAGCUUGGACAAAGUUCUCAGCCUGUUCAAAAUCAUGUGGCGGUGGAAUCUCGACAAGAACCAGAAAAUGCGCAGACGGGGUGGAAGGAGUCGAUUGCUUAGGAGAAGCAGAAGAGCAAGUCGAAUGCAAUACAGAGCCAUGUGCUGAAUGGACAAAAUGGACAGAGUACUCCUCCUGUAGUGUCUCAUGCGGUGGCGGCAUCAAAACAUCCACGCGAAAGUGUAGUGGUGGCGAUUCCUGCGAAGGGAGAAGUGAGCGCAGCCUGCCUUGUGGAAGCCAGGAUUGCCCAACUUGGUCGAGCUGGACUACAUAUGGAGAAUGCUCCGUCACAUGCGGCAAAGGAGAGAAAUCAAGAGGGAGAACUUGCAAAAACGGGGAUGAUUGCCCUGGUCCGAAAAUUGAAACGGCUUUUUGUGAGCUUGCUCAAUGCGGGCCAGUUUAUACCGAGUGGGCAUGCAAAAGUGGAAAGUGUAAGGGUCUACUUUCGGAGAAGGUUGAAUGCUCUGAAAGUGUCUGUUCUCGGUGGGAUGAUUGGGAAGCUUGGAGCACGUGUACGGCCACUUGUGGCGGUGGAAUGCAUUACAGACAGCGUCAAUGUAUCGGCGGAGGUUGCCAAGGAAUGCCCAUGGCCUACGAGCCAUGUAAUACAGACGCGUGUGAUGCUGGUUGCGCUGGACCAAGGGAUGUUCUUUUUGUCGCUCAUUACACCACCUACAUGGGGUCGACCUUUGGUGACAUUUCCUCCUUCUUCGAAAACAUCAUCAGCACAAUCAACGUGGAACCAUCAUCAUCAUCCAUUCGAUUCGCAUUUUCUUUUUAUAAUCACGCGUAUGUCGAAUUCUUUGCCUUUGACUGGCUCAAGAGCAUUGACGAGUAUCGAUGGGCCUUUUCGUCAUUUCCACCGGCAACCGGAAACUCUAACUAUAUCGGAAAGGCUCUCAAGGGAGCAACUGACACGAUGACUCCAGCCUUCGAAAAGGGCCGAAGACUGGAUACUGUAGGGACCGUUGUGCUUUUGACCAACGCUGUCAGUAACGAUGAAGUCGAUGAUAUGGCCUCCCAACUCAAGGAAAAAGUCGAUCGGGUCAUCGUGGUUGGCUUAGGAUACGCUUACGGUCGCGAUGAGCUGACCGGAAUCGCAUCAAUCCGAUCGAAGAAAAUCUCUAUACAGCAGAAGAAUCCUCCGACCUCGCAGGGCUUAAAAGCAGGAUGCGAGCAAGAAUGCCGAUCAGAGUAUUCUGGGGCAACUUGUUGGUGCUCAAAGGGCAUUUUGAAUGAGGAUGGAAGAUCCUGUCUAGCUGGAUGCAUCGAUGCUGAUGCAAACACGAUUCGAACUCCUGGGGAAACUUGGGAAGUCGAGGGAAUGUUUGGCAUGACCUGUACCUGUCUAGAAUCCGGCGAUACGGACUGCACCUUCGGCGCCUACGAUUUCUACAACUACGGUGGUUGGUAA